Messenger RNA from Protobothrops mucrosquamatus (brown spotted pit viper), 1077 nucleotides. RefSeq names its product 5-hydroxytryptamine receptor 5A (gene HTR5A). The record is from RefSeq and is a predicted model, not a curated record. NCBI's taxonomy places the organism in Eukaryota, Metazoa, Chordata, Lepidosauria, Squamata, Viperidae. Bases 1 to 1077 code for a protein of 358 amino acids. Gene Ontology annotation, cellular component: dendrite; plasma membrane. Gene Ontology annotation, biological process: G protein-coupled receptor signaling pathway, coupled to cyclic nucleotide second messenger; chemical synaptic transmission. Gene Ontology annotation, molecular function: neurotransmitter receptor activity; G protein-coupled serotonin receptor activity. The transcript has 2 exons.
AUGGACCACUCUGCCAACUUCACCUGUUUCUCUGCCACCACCUUGGCAGAGCCCAACUGGACCGAUCCUGGCCUCCUGCCCAGCCCUUCUGGCAUGGGUAAACCUUUGUCAAUCUUCAAAGUCCUCAUCUUGACUUUGCUGGCAAUGCUGGGAGUUGCCACCUUCCUUUGGAACCUGCUGGUGCUGGCCACCAUCUUGCGGGUGCGUACUUUUCACAGGGUGCCCCAUAACCUGGUAGCCUCCAUGGCCAUCUCUGAUGUGAUGGUGGCCGCUUUGGUGAUGCCCCUCAGCCUGAUGUAUGAAUUGUCCGGCCAUCGCUGGCGGCUGGGGAGGCUAUUGUGCCAGAUCUGGGUUUCUUGUGACGUGCUGUGCUGCACGGCCAGCAUCUGGAACGUUACAGCCAUUGCACUGGAUCGUUACUGGUCCAUAACGCGGCAUCUGGAGUACACGCUGAAGACCCGCCGGCGUAUUUCCAAUGUUAUGAUUGCUCUGACUUGGCUGCUGUCUGCUAUCAUCUCCUUGGCUCCGCUGCUCUUUGGCUGGGGAGAGACUUAUUCCGAGGGCAAUGCUGAGUGCCAAGUCAGCCGAGAGCCUUCGUACACCGUCUUUUCAACCUGUGGAGCUUUUUAUGUGCCUCUCUGCGUCGUGCUGUUUGUCUACUGGAAGAUCUACAAAGCAGCCAGGUUUCGCAUUGGAUCCCGCAAGAGCAAUUCCAUCAGUCCCAUUACACCUGGAGCUCUAGAGGUCAAGGAGGAUACUCAGCACCCACAGAUGGUGUUCACUGCCCGCCAUGCCACGGUGACAUUUCAAACGGAUGGAGACACUUGGAGGGAGCAGAAAGAGAGAAAAUCUGCCCUCAUGGUGGGCAUCCUCAUUGGGGUCUUUGUCCUCUGCUGGAUCCCCUUCUUCAUCACUGAACUCAUCAGCUCCCUCUGUUCCUGUGACAUCCCCCCAACCUGCAAAAGUGUUUUCCUUUGGCUCGGAUAUUCCAAUUCUUUUUUCAACCCUUUGAUCUAUACAGCCUUCAACAAGAAUUAUAACAAUGCCUUUAAGAACCUGUUCUCCAGACAACAAUAA